AUGCACAAUCAAGUCCCAGAAAAGCCUGCAAGCGAGGAGCAGGUUGAGUCGGUCGACCAUGACAACAGCUCAGAAGACCUGAGUGGUCGUGCUCGCCUGGCACAGGCAUACGCCGCCAACGAUGCCACCCUCAGCUUCUGGCAGACCAUCAAGCUCUACCACAGAUCCAUCCUAUGGACACUCUACGGCCAGCUUGUGGUCUUCGGCUACGGAAUCGACGGUGUUAUCGCUGCGUUUCUUCUCGGAAUCCCUCGAUUUCGACAAGAUUUCGGAGAAGCGUUCGUGGUCGACGGUGUUCCGGCCUACAUUAUCUCGGCCAACUGGAUAGCCAUAUUCUCCGGCGUGUCUCAACUCACUGCCAUCUUGGGCGCUGUGAUGACCGGCUAUCUCGCAGACAGAUUGGGACGGAAGAUCACCAACGCGAUCUUUUGCGCCAUCUCGAUCGCUGCUGUCGGAGCCCAGGUCGCUGCCAGAGGCUCACUGCCAAUCCUGUGCGUCGGUAAGGGGCUCAAUGGCUUCUCUAUCGGAGCAUGGCUCGUCAUCGGACCUUUGUAUGCUUCAGAGAUAGCUCCUCUGAAGCUGAGAGGUUGGCUAACGGCCGUCACAAACACCAUUCAGUUCUCAGGUGUCCUCCUCUUCACAGGCGUCAUCUAUGUUAUGGGCCCCAUGGACAGCGCCGAUGCCUAUCAGAUCCCAUUCAUGCUUCAGUGGAUCAUUCCUUCAUUUGUGCUCCUGACAAUCUACUUCUGGCCAGAGUCUCCAGUCUACCUGGUCAACACCGCCAAACGCGACAAGGCUAUCCAAUCCCUCCAGGCACUCCAUGGCAGCAACAGCCGCAUCGACCAAGAGGGCAUCCUUGCGCAGAUCGAAGAAACCCUGGACCACGAAAAGUCCGCAUCGACCGCAAAUGCCACAGCGUCUUACGCCGAGUGCUUCAACCGCCACAAUCGGAGCCGCACGCUCAUCAGCAUGUGGAUCUACGCCUGCCAGUACCUCGGCGGCCUGGUCUUCGUGCUCGGCUAUCAAUCAUACUACUACCAGUUGAUCGGUUUCGGCGCGAAGAAGUCCUUCUUCCUCACUAUGCUGAACAACAGCUUCCAAUUUAUCGCGAACAUCUUGUCUUGGUUUCUGAUCAGCGCUCUGGGACGACGGCCGCUGAUCGUUUGGGGUGAACUGUGUGGCACAAUUUGUCUGUUCAUCAUCGGCGGAUGUUCCUUGAUUGGGACGAAUCCGGGGUACCUCGCUACGGUGUCAUUUAUGUUUGUCUGGGCAUUCACCUACCAACUCACCCUAGGCACAGUUGCUUGGACUGUGGUAGCGGAGAUCCCCUCCCUCCGCCUCCGAGCAAAGACCCAGGGUCUGGCCAAUCUCACGCUGUGCUUCUUCCAGUGGGCUGUUGCGUUCGUGUUUCCCUACAUGUUCAACCCCGACGCGGGCAACCUGGGCGGGAAGGUGGGCUUUGUCUUCGGCGCCACGAGCUUGCUCGGCUUCCUCGGGGUGUUCUGGUUCUUGCCGGAGACAAAGAAUCGGACGGCCGAUCAGCUUGAUAAGCUGUAUGCGAGGGAAGUCCCGGCGAGGAAGUUCCACAAGACUGUGCUGAGUGAUGACUGA
Cyphellophora attinorum is the source of this 1611-nucleotide messenger RNA. Its product is annotated as General alpha-glucoside permease. Gene Ontology annotation, molecular function: carbohydrate:proton symporter activity. The transcript has 2 exons. The record is from RefSeq and is a predicted model, not a curated record. Gene Ontology annotation, biological process: carbohydrate transport; transmembrane transport. The coding region runs from base 1 to 1611 and encodes 536 amino acids. Lineage: Eukaryota; Fungi; Ascomycota; Eurotiomycetes; Chaetothyriales; Cyphellophoraceae. Gene Ontology annotation, cellular component: membrane.